AUGCGAGUUGCAACCGCGUCAGCGUCAUGUGACCGAGCUGUGAGCGAAAGAGGCGGGAAAGUCAGAGACACCCACCCCGGACACACCAACUCCCCCUGCCUCAGACACCUUAACUACGCCUGCCCCAGACACACCAACUCCCCCUGCCUCAGACACCCCAACUACGCCUGCCCCAGACACACCAACUCCCCCUGCCCCAGACACACCAACUCCCCCUGCCCCAGACAACCACCCUGGACACACCAACUGCCCCAGACACACCAACUCUGCCUGCCCCAGACACACCAACUCCCCCUGCCCCAGACACACCAACUCCCCCUGCCCCAGACACCCACCCCAGAAACACCAACUGCUCCAGACACACCAACUCCCACUGCCCCAGACACCCACCCCAGAAACACCAACUGCUCCAGACACACCAACUCCCACUGCCCCAGACACCCACCCCAGAAACACCAACUGCCCCAGACACACCAACUCCCACUGCCCCAGACACCCACCCCAGAAACACCAACUGCCCCAGACACACCAACUCCCACUGCCCCAGACACCCACCCCAGAAACACCAACUGCCCCAGACACACCAACUCCCACUGCCCCAGACACCCACCCCAGAAACACCAACUGCCCCAGACACCCCAACUCCGCCUGCCCCAGACACACCAACUCCGCCUGCCCCAGACACCAACUUCCCCUGCCCCAGACACACCAACUCCCCCUGCCCCAGACACCCACCCCGGACACACCAACUUCCCCUGCCUCAGACACCCCAACUACGCCUGCCCCAGAAACACCAACUCCCCCCACCCCAGACAGACCAACUCCCCCCGCCCCAGACACCCAAACUCCCCCUGCCUCAGACACCCCAACUCCUCCUGCCUCAGACACCCCAACUCCUCCUGCCCCAGACACACCAACUUCCCCUGCCCCAGACACACCAACUCCCCCCGCCCCAGACACCCAAACUUCCCCUGCCCCAGACACCCAAACUCCCCCCGCCCCAGACACCCAAACUCCCCCUGCCCCAGAUAUACCAACAUCCCCUGACCCAGACAAUCCACCCCAGACACACCAAAUCCCCCUGCCUCAGAAACACCAACUCCCCCUGCCCCAGACACCCACCCCGGACACACCAACUCCCCCUGCCUCAGACACACCAACUCCCCCUGCCCCAGACACCCACCCCACACACCAACUCCCCCUGACCCAGACACACCAACUUUCCCUGCCCCAGACACCCACCCCGGUCACCCCAACUCCCCUGCCUCAGACACCCCAACUCCCCCUGCCCCAGACAACCCAACUCCCCCUGCCCCAGACACACCAACUUCCCCUGUCCCAGACACACCAACUUCCCCUGUCCCAGACACCCAAACUCCCCCUGCCCCAGACACACCACCCCAACUCCCCCCAGACACCACGACACUCUCUAUUCAUUACUCCUCACAGCCCUGGCUCCUCUCAGACUGCCUAUGGUGGAGGGGCAGGUGUAGCUCCCUGGGUGAGAGACCACUGGCACCCCUGCCACCCCUACCACUAUCCUAUCUCUAUCCCUGCAACAAAAAACAGCUUCUGUAUAAACUAUAAGUUCUCUCUACGGGACUGUGACUUACCGUUCCUCUCUUCAUGAUGGGCUGACUGAUGAGUGAUCUGCCCGCUGCUCUGAGAUGUGAUAAAAUGUAUAUGUACAUAGCGCCAUCAUACUCUAGCGCUGUGCAGUUGGUGCCAACUAGCAAUAACACAAGACUGGGUAAUACCAGAUUUACAGUGCCCUACUGUGCAUGUUGGCGUAUACAGUACAUCUUCCCAUAAACAGCAGCAGAGGAACUGCCUUUACUGUGGGUUGUUCAGAUUAAUGAUCCAGGCACACACUGAUGAACGGCAAUGGAGAAACGUGCCUUGCCAGGAGGAACUGGAAUAUUAGGCAGCGAGCUCCAGGUAUUCAUGUUACACAACGGAGGGAUUAUAGUGUGACUCAUGUCUCCAGGUGACGUCUCUGAGGACAACAUGUCCUAAUAUGGAGAAUAGGCGCUGCAUGUAAACACACAGGCCUGGGAGACUGACACACCUGUCUGCAGCUGAUUGUACGGUGUAUGGCCUCUUAGUGCUGGGUUCUGCAUUCAGCGUGGCAACGAUCGGGAAGAGGAAGACGGCUGUCAGCGGAGUGUAACUCCCACUGUGGACGGCGUCCUGUCCUGGUGCCAGGACAGAAAUGAGAGAAUGUGUAACUGCGGCAUGAUUGCGCCACAUGCAAGAUAUUGGAGCUACGCUUACUCGCAGUGAAGAGGUGGCACUAGUGGACUCCCUGCCAACGUGUGUGUGGCAAUUGUGUUUAAAGGGCAGCAGAGUCCAUGCAGUGUGUGUAUUGUCUUCACCCACUUGUAUGUACAGUGUAGGUAUGUGUAUCACCUGAUCCCUCCAUCUGCUUGCUGUGUAUUCCUGCUCCGACUGGAGCGAAUAAGCUUCUACUGCUUGUAUCCUGUGACGGUAUCCGGACUCCAGGUUGACACCACUUAGGUCGACACAGACAAAAAGUCGACAAGAAUUUUUCACUUUUUUUUUUUUUUACUUUUUCAUACUUUA
This is a messenger RNA of Pseudophryne corroboree (corroboree frog), 2583 nucleotides long. RefSeq names its product sporozoite surface protein 2-like. The record is from RefSeq and is a predicted model, not a curated record. The transcript has 4 exons. Lineage: Eukaryota; Metazoa; Chordata; Amphibia; Anura; Myobatrachidae. The coding region runs from base 1 to 1047 and encodes 348 amino acids.